Molecule: messenger RNA, 3582 nt
Organism: Dimorphilus gyrociliatus
Lineage: Eukaryota; Metazoa; Annelida; Polychaeta; Dinophilidae
Source: the annotation of a GenBank genome assembly
AUUAUACAUGCAAAGCAGAUUGGUAGGAGAGACGUGAUUGGAUAGAAAACUAGGAACUCCUUCGCGCAAAUGGUGGCGAAUGGACGUCUUUCAACGAUUGCCGGAAGUUUAUUGAGUUGUAAGUUUGAAGUUGAUCAUAUAAUAGCACUGCAGAGGAUGCAAAUGACUUAGUUUGACAAUUAAAAGUAUGAGACGCAUUCUGAAUGUUCUGAACAGAAUUCUAACAUAUGAAAAUUAUCAAUGAUAUUGUCUACGUGAGAUCAUUUUCACUUAGACCAGUCUGUGUCUAAAGAUACGUGUUGGUGUAUUUGGCGCUGCUUAGUUCAAAUUGCAUAAAUAAAUUUUAUUGUGUUUUUCUCGAAACAGUAAUCUUAUGAUAUGAGUUAACUAGAUCAUUUUUUCGCAGGUUCUCGAUAAGAAAAAAUUAAAAUGUUUCGAUUACAAAGUGCAGCCAGACCAUACUGCAAGCUAAGAAGAGGAUUUCAUACAACCAUAAGACUAAAAUGUAAAGUUGAGAAGGGAACUAGUUUUUCAAACUUAACAAUCGGGGUUCCAAAAGAAACGUUCCUCAAAGAACGUCGUGUAGCUCUUGUCCCUGCCACAGUUGCUACAUUAACCAAAAAAGGUUUCAAUGUUAGCGUUGAAGAGAAUGCUGGUGCUGAAGCCAAAUUUUCCAACGACGACUACGCCUCAGCCGGUGCCAAAAUUACUUCUGCAAAAGAGGCAUUUCAAACAGACAUAACUCUAAAAGUACGAGCCCCGUUAGCGAAUGAGGUUUCGUUAUUUCGCGACAAUGGAAUACUUUAUUCAUUUCUCUAUCCAGCUCAAAAUCAAGAGUUAAUAUCAGAGCUAGCAAAAAAAAACUUAACAGUAUUUGGAAUGGAUUGCGUUCCAAGAAUUUCCAGGGCCCAAGUUUUCGAUGCAUUAUCAUCCAUGGCCAAUAUUGCAGGUUACAAAGCAGUUAUUGAAGCAGCUGGUGAAUUUGGUCGAUUUUUCACCGGUCAAAUAACAGCAGCCGGUAAAGUUCCUCCAGCCAAAGUCUUAGUUAUUGGAGGAGGUGUGGCAGGUUUAGCUGCUAUUGGAACAGCAAAAAAUAUGGGCGCAGUAGUAAGAGCUUUUGACACUCGUGAAGCUGUUCGGGAACAGGUGCAGUCAAUGGGAGCAGAGUUUUUAGAACUCAAUUUCAAAGAAUCAGGUGAGGGCACUGGAGGAUACGCAAAGGAAAUGUCAAAGGAGUUUAUCGAAGCUGAAAUGGCUUUGUUUGCUAAGCAGGCGAAAGAAGUUGAUAUAAUUAUUACAACCGCUCUUAUUCCUGGUAAACCUGCACCGAAGUUAAUUAAAAAGGAAAUGAUUGAAUCGAUGAAACCUGGUUCUGUUGUCGUUGAUUUAGCAGCAGAAGCCGGUGGCAACAUAGAAACAACUAGACCUGGUGAAACAUACACUUAUAAGGAUGUCGUUCAUAUUGGCUAUACAGAUAUGCCCUCUCGAUUACCAUCAACUUCAUCAACCCUAUACAGUAAUAAUAUCAGCAAAUUAUUACUUUCAAUGACUGAGAACGACAGAUAUUUUAUUGAUAUAAAAGAUGACGUAGUAAGAGGAUCAAUCGUUUUAGAUAAGGGUGAAUUGACUUGGCCCCCACCAGCUAUAAAGGAUCCGUCACCUCCUCAAGCUGUCAAAGUUCACGUUGAAGCUGAAAAAGAGAUUGCACCAAUUAAUUACUUUAAAAAUACUAUGAAUAGUGCGCUAAUGUACACCGGAGGCUUAAGCACGGCUCUUGCACUUGGAUACGUAGCACCUAACGCAGCUUUUAGCUCUAUGAUGACAACUUUUGGUCUUUCCGGAAUUGUGGGUUAUCAUACGGUUUGGGGAGUUACACCCGCUCUCCAUUCACCUCUUAUGAGUGUAACGAACGCGAUUUCGGGAAUAACCGCAGUGGGUGGUUUGUGGCUAAUGGGCGGUGGCCUCGUACCGUCAACGACCGCUCAGGCAAUGGCUGCUAGUGCCGCCUUUAUAUCCUCAAUAAAUAUAGGAGGUGGUUUCCUUGUGACCCAAAGGAUGUUAGACAUGUUCAAGAGACCUACAGAUCCUCCAGAAUACAACUACUUGUAUGCCAUCCCAGGAGCAGUAUUUUUAGCCGGCUACGGUGGAACAGUCUACCUAACAGAUUUGCCUGAUGUUCACCAGAUGGCUUACCUAGCUGCAUCACUAUGUUGUGUAGGAGCCUUGACAGGCUUAAGCUCCCAAAAAACAGCUCGUUUGGGUAAUGCUUUAGGUAUAAUUGGGGUAACAUCCGGUGUUGCCGCAACUUUAGGCAUUCUGAAACCAUCUCCUGAGUUAUUAACUCAAAUGGCCUUAACAAUGGGAGUAGGAGGGGCAAUUGGUGUAAUAAUUUCAAAGAGAAUGGAAGUAACAGAUCUGCCUCAAAUGGUUGCUUUGUUUCAUUCUUUGGUUGGGGCAGCAGCAGUUAUUACAUGCAUGGCGAAUUUUAUGGUAGAAUUUCCACAUUUAGCUGACAAUCCAGCCUUAAACAUGUUGAAGACGGUUAUGUUUUUGGGAACUUACAUUGGAGGAGUAACAUUCACUGGUUCUCUAAUCGCUUUUGGAAAGCUUCAAGGAUUGCUUAAAUCCGAUCCUCUACUCCUUCCCGGUAGACACGCCAUGAAUGCAGCCCUAAUGGCUACUAAUAUUGGUGCCAUGGGUUAUUUCUUGGCAAACGACACAUUCGGAAGUGGUAUGGGCAUGCUACUAGCAACUGCCGGUCUAUCAAGCGUUAUGGGUGUUACUCUCACAUCAGCAAUCGGCGGAGCUGAUAUGCCAGUUGUCAUCACUGUCCUUAAUUCCUAUUCUGGAUGGGCUUUGUGUGCCGAAGGUUUUAUGUUGAACAAUAGUUUGAUGACAGUCGUUGGAGCUUUAAUUGGCUCAUCCGGUGCAAUUCUAUCCUAUAUCAUGUGCAAGGCUAUGAACCGUUCUCUUCCAAAUGUUAUUUUAGGUGGUUACGGAACAAGCUCCUAUGCCGGUGGAAAAGCUAUGGAAAUAACUGGAACUCACUCGGAAAUAAACAUUGAUCAGACUGUUGAUCUUAUUGAUGAAGCUCAAAAUAUAAUGAUUGUUCCCGGUUAUGGUCUUUGUGUAGCUAAGGCUCAAUAUCCCAUUGCUGAAAUGGUUGAUGCUCUUCGAAAGAGAGGAAAGACUGUUCGUUUUGGUAUACAUCCUGUCGCUGGUAGAAUGCCAGGACAAUUGAACGUGCUGUUGGCAGAGGCUGGUGUGCCUUAUGAUAUAGUUCAUGAAAUGGAGGAAAUUAAUGACGACAUGCCUGAAGUUGACUUGACACUUGUAAUUGGAGCUAAUGACACCGUUAAUUCGGCUGCCGAGGAAGAUCCCAAUUCUAUUAUUGCUGGUAUGCCAGUUAUUCGAGUUUGGUUGAGUAAACAGGUUGUCGUCAUGAAACGUACACUUGGCGUUGGCUAUGCAGCGGUUGAUAAUCCAAUUUUCUUUAAAGAAAAUACAUCUAUGUUACUUGGAGAUGCGAAGAAAACUUGCGACGGUUUACUUCAACAGAUCCGAAGCAAAUCUGAUUCUUAG